Andrographis paniculata is the source of this 594-nucleotide messenger RNA. RefSeq lists its product as uncharacterized. The transcript has 3 exons. The coding region runs from base 154 to 504 and encodes 116 amino acids. The record is from RefSeq and is a predicted model, not a curated record. Lineage: Eukaryota; Viridiplantae; Streptophyta; Magnoliopsida; Lamiales; Acanthaceae.
GCACUCAAACCUUUCCACCAACCCAUUCGCGCGACGGCGACUAACAACCGAGAAAUCGACUUCUCACUUCUCUCUGACGGCGAAGACGAUCACGUCGAAUGAAAAUUAAAAGUGCAGUUUGAACUUCAUCUCCAUUUAUUUAUAUUCUUCACGAUGGAUGACGAAUCUCCCCUCAACCAACUCGGGCACCAACACCAAUCCAAACGAUCGCGAUCGUGCACAAAUAUCACACGCAAAAGUCGAGUCCAUACUCAAGUGACUUCUAAUAUUGAUUUAGGUUCAACAUCGAGGGUCACUGUUUGGCAUUCUGAAGAUCAACAUGUAGUUGGAACAUCUAUUAUUGAUGUUUUGUUCAACCGUUCUACACGUGGUGAGAUUAUUGAUGGAUUUAACGAGAUUAUUUGUAGGAAAGCACACAAACGCCUUCAUAAUCUGAAUCAUAGUGUAGGAUAUGUUUCAUCUUUUUUUUACGGGAAAGUUUCUUCUUCAUUUUCUUCAACUUAAGGUCCAUGGUUGUAAUUGGAAGUCAAGGAAUCACGGCAAGCCACGUACCCAAUUUUGUCGAAAACAAGAUCCAAAAAAGCUUGAUUGUGG